AUGGCUAUUACUGUAGCAUUAGUUCAAUAUCUAGCAAUUAUUAUUGGUUUAAGCAUGCAAUUAAGUCCAGCUGAUGGCGCUUCAUGCGGUUUGACAUCCUUUUUUGAUACUAAGAAUUUAACGCAUAUCCUUUUGUCAUCCACUGAGAUUGUCCAACCUGGCGAUCCAGUACCUGGAAUGACACAACAAUAUGGAAUAGAUGAGAACACCAAUCUAUUAGUGGGUCAAUAUUCUGAUCUAGCAUGGCAAGGAGGUCAAACUUCGUUUUCUGUACAGUAUUCCAAUGGUACCACUGUUCAUAAUGGCAAUCAGUAUCCAUCUCUAUCAGUUAAUAUGAUUUUUCGUUGCGCAGAAAAAGCAAUAUGGUCAGCCAAAUUAAAUGAAUAUGCCACUGUACCUACGGAGGCUAAUAUAAAUGCAAUCGUGGAUCGCGAUACAGGCAAGUAUCAGUUUAUCUUUAACUACGCUGGCGCAUGUCGUACACUUAAACCGGCUAGCUCACUCUUAAGCGGAGGUUCUGUCUUGCUAAUAGUCUUCUUUUCCCUCCUGGGUGCUUAUCUAAUAUUUGGUAUUAUUAUUCAAUCAUCUCGUGGUGCGCGGGGAUAUGAACUGAUACCAAAUGUAGAAUUUUGGUCAAAGAUACCUGGUUGUAUCAGGGCAUUGUAUGAUUUAUAUGGUAUUCAUAGAAGUUUAGAAAGAAUUUAUCAAAUAGUGACAAACUUGUUAUUCUUUAGUCGUGUUUCAUUCAUUAAUAUAAAAGCUUUUUGUAGUACUAGAUACAGGCAAAUGUAUAAGACUUCCCCUUAG
Trichoplax adhaerens is the source of this 807-nucleotide messenger RNA. RefSeq lists its product as uncharacterized. NCBI's taxonomy places the organism in Eukaryota, Metazoa, Placozoa, Uniplacotomia, Trichoplacea, Trichoplacidae. The record is from RefSeq and is a predicted model, not a curated record. Gene Ontology annotation, cellular component: trans-Golgi network. Bases 1 to 807 code for a protein of 268 amino acids. The transcript has 7 exons. Gene Ontology annotation, biological process: protein targeting to lysosome.